AUGGACUCCAUGGAUUAUAAUUACUUUGCAUCUGCCGCCUCACAGCCAUAUCAGUAUUUCGGCUUUGGCACAGACACUGGUCUUCUGCCAGGCACCAGCAAUGAUGGGUCCCUACCGACUCCCAGCCUUGAGAACCCUCUUGACGCGAACGCUUUCCUACCGAAUAACUUCGACUACGGCGCAUUCGAUGCGUCGCUCAACCAUGACACCGGUCUCACGCCUAUGCAGCCUGACUCUGGCUCACCUGUACCACACCAGCUAUCGCUCCUUCCAAAUGGCUCGGUCGACAGCGGCAUAGCUCUCGACAUGGACCAUGAGCAGCAGGAGCAGUUGGAUGAAAGACGGGGCAGCAGUGAGGAGAAGGACAACAUGAACCCUGCACAGUCAAGGAGAAAAGCGCAGAAUCGAGCGGCUCAACGAGCUUUCCGAGAAAGGAAGGAACGACAUGUGCGGGACCUCGAAGCUAAACUCAAUCUGCUCACCACAACGACCACAUCUCUACAAUCAGACAACGAACGACUCAAGCUCAUGCUACAAAGGGCACAAACUGAGAACGAGAUCCUCAGAGCUACCGCAGCUGUGUCUCCGACGUUGAGCCACCCACCGGGUUUCGUGGACGAUCCGACAUUACUACCACCAUCACGUCAAUUAAAACGAUCAUCAGCCAUUGCGGAACCUUUCUUCGACACCUCUCGGCUGGCGAGCGGUCUUCUCUCUCCAUCCGGCACAAUAUCGCCCACAAGGCAUGGUAGCUUAAGUAGUACUGACAGUCAACUUCUGUCUGCAAGUGCCACCUGGGAUUUGCUACAAUCACAUCCAUUGUACCUCACUGGUGCGGUAGACAUCGGUGAGGUGUGUGAGCGGCUCAAGAAGAUGGCAAAGUGUGAUGGUAUGGGACCCAUGUUUGAGGAAGAAGAAGUUCGGAAGGUCAUUGAGGAGGUCGGUCGAAGUGGUGGUGAUGGACUACUUUGA
Molecule: messenger RNA, 972 nt
Organism: Recurvomyces mirabilis
Lineage: Eukaryota; Fungi; Ascomycota; Dothideomycetes; Mycosphaerellales; Teratosphaeriaceae
Exons: 3
Coding region: 1-972 (323 amino acids)
Biological process (GO): regulation of DNA-templated transcription
Cellular component (GO): RNA polymerase II transcription regulator complex
Molecular function (GO): DNA-binding transcription activator activity, RNA polymerase II-specific; transcription cis-regulatory region binding
Source: RefSeq, a predicted model, not a curated record